This is a messenger RNA of Mizuhopecten yessoensis (Yesso scallop), 2204 nucleotides long. RefSeq names its product ataxin-10-like. The record is from RefSeq and is a predicted model, not a curated record. Gene Ontology annotation, biological process: neuron projection development. The coding region runs from base 4 to 1539 and encodes 511 amino acids. Gene Ontology annotation, cellular component: cytosol. The transcript has 9 exons. Lineage: Eukaryota; Metazoa; Mollusca; Bivalvia; Pectinida; Pectinidae.
GUCAUGGAGGUAAAUAACAGCAUGGGUUGCGAAAUCAACAACUGCUUUCUUAAAAUUGCUUUUUCUUUUGACAAUUUUGAGCCAGACAAACAUUAUGAACAAAUUGAAAGCUUUCUAAAGAAGUUAACAAACAAGUUUAAAGAUGCGACAUGCAGAGAGAAAGUAGUCAAGGCUCAUAUUGAGACAAUAGGAAAAGUUCUUUGCAAAUGUAAUGAAAACCUGACAAAAGAUUAUUAUGAGGAUGUGCCGUCUGAAAUAACUGGUUGUAUCACCGAGUGUUACCGAACACUACGUAAUGCGUGUGCUGGAUCUAAGGCAAAUCAAGACCUUGUGGUUGAGUGUUUUCCUAGCUGCUUAGACUGUUGUGAAGCCACAUUAAAACCCUUUGCUCGAUGUUCACCCGAACAAAUGCGGUCCCACCCGAUGUUGGCUGAAGACAAAGUGAUAUUGCUCAGGUGCUGUGUACAGUUCCUAGGAAAUGUGGUGGCCGGACAUACGGAAAACAGCAAGCUAGUUUGGAGACAGUUUUCAAAAAGCUUUAGAUGUCUGCUGUGUGUAGAGGAUGAAAAGCUGACCCAGUAUGUAUGCAUGGCUAUUCACAGCUGUAUUCAGGGGGGAGGGCAAGAUAACGAUUGGUCAUCACGGCUCGGGACUGACCAGGAUUUCCUACAGAUUGUGUGUGACAUCCUCAGCGCUGUGACUGAUACAGACUUGGAGUGGGGGAUAUACGUGGUGGAGGAUGCCAUGAGGAUAAAGGGGGUUCUGGAGGUUAUUGAUCAACAGCAGUCAGAAAAACAAAGGAUAUUUGCUCUAGAAGUACUUCUAGGCGAGCUUAGAAACAUGUCAGAAACAAGGCACUUAGACUCUGACCCCAGUGGUGGGGUUAAAGCCGAGGGGCCGUGUUUGGAGACUCUCCAGUACCUCAGUAAGGAGGUGAUCACUAAAGCUUAUAACAUCCUGAUUGUGGCUAGCCAGGACACUCAGAUGGACAGUACACCGGACUUGCAACCGGAAGUGACAGUAAAGCAAAUAGAGGCCUUAGGUGAGGCAACGUCUAACCAUUCAGUCUAUGGGGCUCUCCAGGAUGACGCUGAUCUUCUUACAUCUUCUGUUUAUCUCCUGGAAGCCAUUCACAAAUUGGGAAAAGACAGCACCAAUGACUUCAGUAGCGUGGUAAAGUUAAACUCGGACGAAGUGGACACUGACCAUCCCGUGUUUGGCUUGAGAAAGGACCUUAUCAGACUCAUCGGUAACAUGUGUUUCCGGCACAAACCAAACCAGGAACGGGCUGCGAACCUCAACGCCUUACCUUUAAUAUUGGACCAAACCAACAUUGACAAGAAAAAUCCAUAUAUUACGCAGUGGGCAAUUCUGGCUGUGCGGAACAUUUGCGAAGAUUCUCCUAAGAACAGGGCGGUACUUGCCGGUCUGAAAAAGCAGGGACUUGCCGACAACUCUGCUGUACUCCGGGAGCUAGGCAUGGAUGCGGAAGUCAGGGAUGACAAAAUCUACGUAACUCCGCCAAAUAAGGAACAGUAAAGAGAGGGGCAAACAUGUUCGUACACCGGAUGGAAAUCUGCCAACGGUACUUCUGGACGAAACUUGUAUGGGAGGGUGAUAUCCUACACCAUGCAGACGAGGAAUGCCGUAAAAGAAUCACUAGAAAUAUGGAGAAGGCAUAAUCUAUUUUAAAACCGUAGACCGUUAUGUAUGUUGAUGAAGAGAACCAAACAAACUAAGUUUUACUGUACAAUAUGGUCGGUUUGUCAAUUUAGGACUCAUCGGGGGAGUUAAGGUUUAUAGAAAGGAAAUUCAUAUUGAAAGUUUCAUGAAGCAUUUGUAAAAAUAUAUGGUAAUGGGAAAGAUGCAUAUGCAAUCCUUCAAAACGUUAAAAAUGUUCAAAUUUGUUUGCUAAAACAGAAACAUUAAUCGUCAAUUAGUAUUUUACAACAGGAGGAGAGAUGGAAACGUUUUCUAGAUGAAUGAAGCCCUUUCUUGUCCUGGUCAGCGUAGAAGGAAAUGAAAGAACCGGUGUGUUACUGAAGUACUUCUCUUAGGAAGUAACGUACAUGUAUGUGGAUGUUAUUGUAAUAUUUUGGUAUCGAAGGUCGUCAUUAAAUAUUUAUUUGUACAUAUCAUAUAUUUUCCUUUUUUUUUUAGAUAGAGGAUUGUCCUCGGGAAUUAGCUUAAUUGAUUAUCUUCGG